UUCUUCUUGACCUUGUCUCCAUAGCUUGGUAUAUUGUAGAAAGCUGUUAAUCAGGACAAAACUGUCUAGCUUUUUGUAGUACCUUGUAUACAGAUGAUGAUGUUUACAACCUUUGACCCAUCACAUAGUUGAUAAGAACUAUGUUUUCCUGAAAAUAAAUCUGUAGUCUGGACUCAAAGAUCAAGUUGAAUUACUGCUUAGAUAGCUGAAAUGGGUAGGAUUGAAGCCAGUGAACUUAGUGGAGGGCAGCCAAUGGCUCAACCUGUUGGCAUGUCCCCAGUAAUUCAGCAGCCACAGCUUCCAAGCAUUCAAGGUGGUUUUUAUCAAGACCAUGCCACUAGUGGGAUGGUUGAGAAUUUUGUGAACGGACGUCCCUGGACCACAGGCUUAUUCGACUGCCAUGAACAUAAAACAAAUGCUGUUAUGACAACAUUUUUCCCCUGUGUUACGUUCGGGCAGAUAGCAGAGGUAAUGGAUGAAGGAGAAAUGACUUGUCCUUUGGGGAGCUUUAUUUACCUGUUGAUGAUGCCUGCUUUGUGCUCUCACUGGAUUAUGGGCUCCAAGUAUAGAGCAAAGCUGAGAAGGAAAUACGACCUGGUAGAAGCUCCGCAUCAAGAUACCGUCUCUCACAUCUUUUGCCCAUGUUGCUCCCUCUGUCAGGAAUUCAGAGAGCUAAAAAUCAGAGGACUUGAUCCUGCUCUUGGAUGGAAAGGAAUCCUUGCUCAACGACAGGGAGGACAGAAUCAAGACCAAGAAUUAAAGGUUCCUCCAAAUCAAGCCAUGUUCAAGUAAAAAAUGAUGGUUCAAGUUUCCUAAAGUGUACUGGGUUUCUAUUUUCUAUUUCAAAUUCUGAAGUUUUGAGUGUCUGUUUCUUCAAGAGGAAAAGGGUCUUGUAAAUAAACAAGGCUUAUAUCUCCAAAUGUUACAAAUAAUGUGUAUUGAUUCCUUGUAUCUCAUCUUUAUGACUUUGGAUUAGGGAUAAUGGUGUGUUGAUUCCUUACAUCUCACUUUUAUGA
Molecule: messenger RNA, 1016 nt
Organism: Vitis riparia (riverbank grape)
Lineage: Eukaryota; Viridiplantae; Streptophyta; Magnoliopsida; Vitales; Vitaceae
Product: protein PLANT CADMIUM RESISTANCE 8
Exons: 4
Coding region: 211-792 (193 amino acids)
Source: RefSeq, a predicted model, not a curated record